Molecule: messenger RNA, 2836 nt
Organism: Nasonia vitripennis (jewel wasp)
Lineage: Eukaryota; Metazoa; Arthropoda; Insecta; Hymenoptera; Pteromalidae
Gene: mEFG1
Product: elongation factor G, mitochondrial
Exons: 9
Coding region: 283-2529 (748 amino acids)
Biological process (GO): mitochondrial translational elongation
Cellular component (GO): mitochondrion
Molecular function (GO): translation elongation factor activity; GTP binding; GTPase activity
Source: RefSeq, a predicted model, not a curated record
AUUAUUUGCUAUUACAUCUGCGAGCUGACGGCUGAGUGCUGACCGUCUGCUGUAUGCUGAUGCUCUCUGUUAUACGCUUACGUCAGUAUAAGUACCUAUAUAGGUAUGUGGAUGUUGGAGUAGGAGCUGGUGCUGCCCGCAUGGGUUGAGAGCCCCAUGCUGUCUUCUGCGGUCUGCCUUUUCUUGUUACUGUGCGCGCGGUUCGGCGAUAUCAGCACGUAAAAUUUUUUAAUCGUGGUAAUCACAAAAGUAAUUGUGAGGUAAGUAGUAUAAGCACAAAAAAUGACGAUUGCAUCGCUACUAAGAUGCGGAACGAAUUUGACGAGAUUGUCAAGACUGCCGGCGGUCGCUUUCGAGGUGAAAGGACAAUGCAUGGCUUCCUAUGCAAAAUAUGCGGAACACAAGCCCAUUGAAAAAAUGAGAAAUAUAGGAAUCUCAGCUCACAUUGACUCUGGUAAAACGACGUUGACAGAACGUAUUCUUUAUUAUACUGGAAGAAUUGAAGCAAUGCAUGAGGUUAGAGGCAAAGAUAAUGUUGGAGCUGUUAUGGACAGCAUGGAAUUGGAAAGACAGCGUGGAAUCACCAUACAGUCUGCUGCAACUUAUACUUUGUGGAAAGAUUACAACAUCAAUAUUAUCGAUACUCCUGGUCACGUAGAUUUUACCAUUGAGGUCGAAAGAUCUUUGAGAGUUCUGGAUGGUGCAGUCUUAGUACUUUGUGCUGUGGGUGGAGUACAGUCACAAACACUAACUGUAAAUAGACAAAUGAAAAGGUAUAAUGUACCUUGUUUAGCAUUUAUCAACAAGUUGGAUAGGAUGGGAGCUAAUCCAAAAAGAGUUUUGGAACAAUUGCGAACAAAAUUGAAACAGAAUUCUGCUUUUAUACAAUUACCCAUUGGUAAAGAGAGUGAAACUAAGGGAAUUGUAGAUAUAAUUGAGAGAAAAGCUCUCUACUUUGAGGGUGAUUUUGGUGAAAUUGUUAGGCCUGAUGAAAUACCACAAGAAUUGAAAGCAGAAACUGACGCAAGGAGAGAGGAGCUGAUAGAGCACCUGAGCAAUGCAGAUGAUACUCUUGGAGAACUGUUCUUAAAUGAAGCUGAAAUCACUGAACAAGAUAUAAAAGAUGCUAUUCGAAGAACAUGUUUGAAAAGAACAUUUACUCCAGUUCUAGUUGGAACUGCUUUAAAAAACAAAGGUGUUCAGCCUUUACUAGAUGCUGUUUUAGAUUAUCUUCCGAAUCCUGGUGAAGUUGAAAACUUUGCUCUGCUAGAAAAACCUGGACAAGAAGAGCCGCAGAAAAUUCUUCUUAAUCCCGAACGAUCAGAUAAGCAUUCGUUUGUAGGUCUAGCAUUUAAAUUGGAAGCAGGAAAAUUUGGACAACUUACAUACUUUAGAUGCUAUCAAGGAAUGUUAAAAAAGUCAGAUACCAUAUUCAAUACACGAACCAACAGAAAAGUACGCAUUGCGCGAUUAGUGCGGCUCCAUUCAAAUACAAUGGAGGAUGUCAAUGAAAUCUAUGCUGGAGACAUAUUUGCAUUAUUUGGAGUUGACUGUGCUUCUGGUGAUACCUUUGUUACUAAAGGUGAUUUGGCACUUUCAAUGGAAUCAAUUUUCGUCCCAGAACCCGUGGUUUCUAUGUCUAUCACUCCUAAAAACAGUAAAGAUCGUGACAAUUUCGCAAAAGGAAUUGGAAGAUUUACAAAAGAAGAUCCAACAUUCCGCUUCGUUUACGACCCCGAAAGUAAGGAAAGUAUCGUUUCCGGUAUGGGUGAGUUACAUUUAGAUAUAUACGCUCAGCGUAUGGAACGUGAAUACAAUUGUCCAGUUGUUCUUGGUAAACCUAAGGUUGCCUUCAGAGAAACUCUCAUGACGCCAUGUGAAUUUGAUUAUCUUCAUAAAAAGCAAUCUGGUGGUGCUGGACAAUAUGGUCGAGUUAUCGGUGUUCUGGAGCCUCUACCACCACAGAAAAAUACAAACCUCGAAUUCGCAGAUGAGACGGUUGGAACCAACAUACCUAAACAGUUUGUUCCUGGCGUACAAAAAGGAUUUUUGGCAAUGUGCGAAAAAGGUUCUUUGUCCGGUAACAAAGUGGCUGGCUUGAAGUUCAGACUAAUUGAUGGCGCUAGCCAUAUAGUUGAUUCGUCCGAACAUUCAUUUUUCUUGGCUACACAAGGUGCUAUUAAACAGACAUUUGACAAUGGCAACUGGCAGAUUCUAGAACCGAUCAUGCUGGUGGAAAUCACGGGACCAGAAGAGUUUCAGGGAACUGUGAUGGGACAGUUGACUAAAAGAAAAGGACUGAUAAUAGGUAUAGAUGGAAGCGAGGGUUGGUUCACAAUUCACGCGGAAGUGCCUUUGAAUGAGAUGUUUGGAUAUUCUGGCGAAUUGCGCUCCUCGACGCAAGGCAAGGGCGAAUUCUCAAUGGAGUACUCGAGGUACAGUCCAUGCCAGCCCGAAGUUCAGGAACGAAUCAUUGCUGCCUAUCAAGAGUCCAUGGGAAUAGCUCAACAGCAGAAGAAGAAGAAUUAAUUAAAGACAUUUUUUAGGAAAAUUUUUGAUAAUGUCGGCAGUGGAACGAACAAUUGUGAAACUUCUCGGAUGUCAAGUAUCCCUGAUUUUGUAAAUUCCGCUCGAGACUGCAAGAUACCCAUGUUGUGAUAAAUCGCCGGAAGAAAAAUCACGUCCACCAAAAGGUAUCUAUUUGUUUAAAACAAAUUUUGUAAAUACUUACAACCAUGUAAUUUAGUCCUAAAAUAGUUGAUCAGUAUAGGUUCAUGUACCAUCCAUCGACAGUGUAUAUAACUAAUUUUAAGUUAUUAAAUCGAUAACAAAGUUA